This is a messenger RNA of Chrysemys picta bellii (western painted turtle), 1520 nucleotides long. RefSeq names its product C-signal-like. The record is from RefSeq and is a predicted model, not a curated record. NCBI's taxonomy places the organism in Eukaryota, Metazoa, Chordata, Testudines, Emydidae. Gene Ontology annotation, molecular function: oxidoreductase activity. Gene Ontology annotation, cellular component: cytoplasm.
GCCCCGGUCCCGCCCCCCCGGGCUGGGUUAAAAGCCGCCCCGUCCGCGGCCGGCCCGGUUCAGCGGUGUCCGGCCCCAGCAUGGCCCAGCAGCGGUGCCGCUCCGUGCUCAUCACCGGCUGCAGCCGGGGCAUCGGGCUGGGGCUGGCGCGGGGGCUGGCGGCCGCGAACCCCGCUCCGGACUGGGUGAUCGCCACGUGCCGCUACCCGGAGAAGGCGCAGGAACUCCAGCAGCUCAGCACGCAGUAUAGCAACAUCAAACUACUCCAGCUUGAUGUAGUCUGUGAAAACAGCAUAAAGAAAGUAGUCCAGGAAGUGGAAGAGAUCUUAGGAGACAAAGGGCUGAACUGCCUCAUUAACAAUGCUGGUAUCAAUGUGGUUGCUUCCCUGGAAGAAGUCACGGCUGAAACCAUGCUCACCAUUUAUGAAACCAACACAGUCGCUCAGUUGAUGGUCACGAAGGCCUUUCUUCCCCUUCUGAGGAAGGCAGCCCAGUUGAGUACUGGUAUGGGUUGUCACCGAGCAGCCAUUAUCAAUAUGUCAUCUGUUGCUGCCUCCAUGCAACUGGUCCAGGCAAAUGAGAUGUUCCUCAAAGUCUAUCCCUAUAGAAUAGCAAAGACUGCACUGAAUAUGAUCACCAGGUGUCUUGCUGCAGACUUGAAAGUGGAUGGAAUCCUUUGUAUUUCUCUGCACCCAGGCUGGAUUCAAACUGAUAUGGGAGGAGACAUGGCUCCCUUGCAGAUACAAGAAGCUAUCCCAGGUAUCCUCUCAGUUCUGGCUAAUCUCAGCGAAAAAGACAACGGCUCCUUCCUAGACGGGCAAGGGGGAACACUACCAUGGUAACACACCAUGGACUACAGGAUGAGAGUAGUGCCAGAAGUUAAAUCUUGGUUGGCAAUGUCUUUGUCUAGAUCUCUUUGACUAUUUCAACUAGUAUAUUAACAAAAAAAUCUGUUAUCCAACAUGUACAGAUAUUUGGAAGUUUUUUGCUCUGCUGUUCAAAUAACCUCUGCAAACCCUGAGAAGGAAACAGGACAUGGGGAACAAUACCUUUUAGCAAACACUCCAAUUUACCAAAACUACAGCUACAGGGGUGGGGAUUAUUCCUAUUGGAUUCCAAAACCAAAGCAGUAAAAAUACCUACUCUUAUGGGUGAGAGUUGCAGGUGAGACACUCCAUUCAGUGGAGUUGGGCCUGUUUACAUCAGAUAAAGGGGUUGCUAUGGUCCCUGCUCCAAGUUGGAGGGACAUGUCUGGGUGGCUCCUGCAGUCUGAACCACUCUGGUAACUCUUGUACUGUAAAUCAGUCUAGCAGGUCAAGGCUGUUCAGGUGGGUAAAGACUGAAGCUUUAACCCUGGUCACUGCACUUCUGGAGAAGAGAAGUGUCCCUAUGGUCAUGGCACAAGACACUUGUUUCCUUCCUUGCUGUGUGACCAAUCCCCUGGUCCAUGCAGGGGUGAAGUUUGUAUGUUUGACUCCUAACUUGUCUUCAAUAAAAGCUGCUUUUGUUUUAAGCCAAAA